AUGUACCGAUCGCACGGAUUCGUAGUUUUCGUUGGGUUGAUGGUCGUCGUCCUUUGCGCGGAUGUUGGGGCAAAUUUUAGCAUCAGUGAUGUGAACACGUCAAAGCAGAGCUACUUUUUCGGUGCCAAGGAUGCAUCCGAUAUACUAUGCUUCUCGAAAACGCUACUGAAGGGUUCCAUCAUGCCACAGGACGUUUCGUAUACCAAUCCAACCGCGGCUAAAAACAUCAAUUUUAUCACUCUGGCGGCCGAUAAGUAUUCGACUCAUGGAUUUACUGCCGAAAUUUCUAGCGGAAAGCUUGGAACGGUUUCCGUCACAAUUAAAAUCAAUGCAAAAUCUAUUCUACCUUACGCGAUCGAAGUUAAAUUCUACUGUGUGAAGUGA
This is a messenger RNA of Anopheles marshallii, 384 nucleotides long. RefSeq lists its product as uncharacterized. The transcript is spliced from 2 exons. The coding region runs from base 1 to 384 and encodes 127 amino acids. The record is from RefSeq and is a predicted model, not a curated record. Lineage: Eukaryota; Metazoa; Arthropoda; Insecta; Diptera; Culicidae.